This is a messenger RNA of Pseudophryne corroboree (corroboree frog), 13799 nucleotides long. RefSeq names its product EMAP like 6 (gene EML6). The coding region runs from base 887 to 6763 and encodes 1958 amino acids. NCBI's taxonomy places the organism in Eukaryota, Metazoa, Chordata, Amphibia, Anura, Myobatrachidae. Gene Ontology annotation, molecular function: microtubule binding. The transcript has 41 exons. The record is from RefSeq and is a predicted model, not a curated record.
UAUUUCACCUCCAGUGGUUCAUGCGAGGCUUAUUGGCCGUGCUGCGCUUGUCAGAGCCGCAUCCAUCCUCCGCUAAUAAUGAGUAUUGAUGCAGGGGCUCAUUAGUUUCUCCUAUUUCUUAUUUUUUUUAUGCCCACCAUGAUUACUUGGCAAUAUCACUCCUCCAGGCAGCAAUUGGAUGCAUGCACCGAUUUAUGUGCUGGCUCCUGUGUGCAUGUACAGCUACAAGUCUGAGCCCAGCCAGCCUGCUCUCCUUACAUUACUGCAAGCACUUCCCUGCGCUGUCUGCAAGCCUGUGGUGCUGACUGAGACUGGCAUGAUGUAUCCUGCACACUACUGGAUGCUGCAUUGAGGAAUCACUGCUGUGCACACUGCUGCUGGACCUGGCCGGGCUUCACUGGGAGUCAUCCCUGCACCAGCAUCCAUUAGCAGGAAGCCUCUCCCCACACCCCAUCCCACCUGUUUGUAAGCAGAGCUGCAAGUGGGAUAAACUUACAGGGACCCCCCUCUCCUGCAGCACAGGGCGCCCCCUCCCCAUGCACGGUCCGUGCAUGCACUGGGAGCAGGAAGAAGAAGAUGAUGAUGAUGGUGGUCUUGCAAUGAAGGAAUCCAUGCAUGCACUCUCAUCCCUUCCCUCCUUGCUGGGGAUCUGCCUGGACAGGGGAUUAUGGUGGCACUAGCUGGCUUCUCCGCUGCCAUUAGCUUUCCCUGUGCAUAGGGUGGGGGAAAUCAGGAUCCUGACAGCAGAGGCUUCCCUAGCGGAGGAGGUGCCCGCAGUGCCCGGGAGAGGACACCCUGUCUGGGGAGAAGACCUUGUGCCACCCUUCCUCUCUCCCACUCCUUAUCCCCCCUGCACACACAGCAGCCGUGGUGUCCUUGUUGUAUCAUGGCGGACAGGACAGCUCCUGGAUGCCAGCUUCGCCUGGAGUGGGUAUACGGGUACAGGGGGCACCAGUGCCGCAACAACCUGUACUACACAGCCGGCAAGGAGGUGGUGUACUUUGUGGCCGGCGUUGGAGUGGUCUACAACACCCGGGAGCACAGCCAGAAAUUCUUCCUAGGCCACAAUGAUGAUAUUAUCAGCCUUGCUUUACAUCCAGAUAGAACCCUCGUCGCCACAGGACAGGUGGGAAAAGAGCCUUACAUCUGCAUAUGGGACUCUUACACAAUGCAGACAGUAUCCAUUCUGAAGGACGUACACACUCAUGGAGUUGCAGGCUUGGCGUUUGAUUCAGACGGACAGCGUCUCGCCUCUGUGGGACUGGAUGCCAAAAACACAGUUUGCAUUUGGGACUGGCAGAAAGGCAAAGUUAUGGCAACAGCUACUGGUCAUUCCGACAGGAUAUUUGAUAUUUCCUGGGAUCCAUAUCAGCCCAAUAGAUUGGUUAGCUGUGGUGUCAAACAUAUAAAGUUCUGGACUUUGUGUGGUAAUGCCCUCACAGCAAAGAGAGGAAUAUUUGGGAAAACCGGAGAUUUGCAGACGAUCCUGUGCUUGGCGUGUACCAGAGAUGACAUCACUUACUCAGGGGCAUUAAACGGAGACAUCUAUGUGUGGAAAGGCCUAACCCUAGUCCGUACCAUUCAAGGAGCUCACAGUGCUGGUAUAUUUAGCAUGUACGCCUGCGAAGAAGGUUUUUCUACUGGUGGAAGAGAUGGAUGUAUUCGUCUAUGGGAUAACGAUUUCAAACCAAUCACUAAAAUCGACCUCCGAGAUAAUGAGCAAGGUUAUAAAGGCCUGUCUAUAAGGAGCGUGUGCUGGAAAGCGGACAGGAUUUUAGCUGGGACUCAAGACAGUGAAAUCUUUGAAGUGAUGGUGCGGGAACGAGAUAAGCCAAUGCUGAUAAUGCAGGGUCAUUGUGAAGGGGAGCUCUGGGCUCUUGCUGUCCACCCUAAGAAGCCGUUAGCUGUUACUGGCAGCGAUGAUCGCUCUGUAAGGCUAUGGAGUCUUGCAGACCACGCUCUGAUUGCUCGCUGUAAUAUGGAGGAAGCUGUGCGCAGUGUGGCCUUCAACCAGGAUGGAUCUCAGCUUGCCCUCGGAAUGAAAGAUGGUUCAUUUACUGUACUCAGAGUCAGAGAUAUGACGGAAGUGGUUCACAUUAAGGACAGGAAAGAAGUGAUCCAUGAAAUGAAGUUCUCCCCAGAUGGUUCCUACCUUGCGGUGGGUUCUAAUGAUGGCCUCGUGGAUGUUUAUGCGGUUGCACAACGAUACAAAAAGAUUGGGGAAUGCAGCAAGUCUUCUAGCUUCAUUACCCACCUGGACUGGUCUGUGGAUAGUAAGUACCUGCAAACCAAUGACGGGGCCGGAGAAAGACUGUUCUACAAGAUGCCAUCUGGCAAACAUCUCACUAGCAAAGAUGAGAUCAAGGGGAUCCAUUGGUACUCCUGGUCCUGUGUGGUUGGACCAGAAGUCAGCGGAAUAUGGCCAAAAUACACAGACCUCACCGACAUCAACUCAGUGGAUGCCAAUUUCAACAGCACAGCCUUGGUCACAGGAGAUGACUUUGGACUAGUUAAAUUAUUCAGGUUUCCUAGCUUAAAAAAAGGAGCUAAGUUUCGGAAGUAUGUUGGCCAUUCAGCCCAUGUGACGAAUGUGCGCUGGUCACAUGACUUCCAGUGGGUACUGAGCACUGGCGGAGCUGACCACUCUGUCUUUCAGUGGAGAUUUAUUCCCGAAGGGUUGACAAAUGGCAUCAUUGAAACAGCACCUCAAGAGGGGAUUACUGACUCCUGCAGUGAAGAGUCUGAUUCAGAUUUAUCAGAUGUGCCCGAACUAGACUCUGACAUCGAGCAGGAGAUUCAAAUCAACUAUGAUCGCCAGGUUUACAAAGAAGAUCUACCUCAGCUCAAGCAGCAAAACAAAGAAAAGCAAAGUGCAUUGCCUUCCCUUAAACGAGAAAAGGCGCCAGACGAAAGCUUGAAGUUAAAAUUUGUACAUGGCUAUAGAGGCUUUGACUGUAGAAACAACCUGUUCUACACUCAGACUGCAGAGGUGGUGUUUCACGUAGCAGCAGUGGCUGUGGUCUAUAACAAGCUGCAGCAUUCCCAAAGACUGUACCUGGGCCACGACGAUGACAUCCUCAGCCUGGCCAUUCACCCAGUGAAAGAUUAUGUAGCAACUGGCCAGAUUGGAAGAGACGCAGCCAUUCACGUAUGGGAUACUCAGACACUGAAGUGCUUAUCUCUGCUGAAAGGACAGCACCAAAGAGGGGUUUGUGCGCUGGACUUUUCAGCUGAUGGUAAAUGUUUGGUGUCUGUCGGCUUGGAUGAUAACCACACAAUCGUAUAUUGGGACUGGAAAAAAGGAGAGAAAAUUGCAACAACCCGAGGGCACAAGGAUAAAAUAUUUGUUGUGAAAUGUAACCCACAUCAUAUUGAUAAGAUGGUGACUGUUGGCAUAAAGCACAUCAAGUUCUGGCAACAAACAGGGGGUGGAUUUACCUCAAAACGAGGAACUUUUGGAAACGUUGGAAAACUAGAGACCAUGAUGUGCGUUUCCUAUGGCCGGGCAGAAGAGCUGGUGUUCUCCGGAGCUGCGACAGGAGAUAUUUAUGUUUGGAAAGAUGUCCUGCUGCUUAAAACUAUUAAAGCCCAUGAUGGACCUGUCUUUGCCAUGUACGCAUUGGAUAAGGGCUUUGUUACUGGUGGGAAGGACGGAAUGGUGGAGCUUUGGGAUGAUGUGUUUGAGAGGUGCCUAAAGACGUAUGCUAUUAAAAGAUCAGCAGUUUCUUCUAGUUCAAAAGGCUUACUUUUAGAAGACAAUCCUUCAAUUUGUGCCAUCACUUUGGGCCAUGGACAUAUUUUAGUUGGGACCAAGAACGGAGAAGUCCUGGAAAUUGAUAAGAGUGGUCCAAUAACGUUGCUUGUUCAGGGACAUAUGGAAGGAGAAGUCUGGGGUCUGGCUACCCACCCACAGCUGCCAAUAAGUGCCACAGUGAGUGAUGACAAAACACUCAGGAUCUGGGAACUCUCCUCCCAACACCGCAUGCUGGCUGUGCGGAAGCUGAAAAAGGGUGGACGAUGCUGUGCCUUCUCUCCAGAUGGGAAAGCCUUAGCUGUAGGCCUGAGUGAUGGCAGCUUUAUGGUGGUCAAUGCUGACACCCUUGAAGAUAUGGUUUCCUUUCAUCACAGGAAGGAGAUGAUAGCAGAUAUUAAGUUUUCACCAGAUGCUGGAAAGUACCUGGCUGUGGCGUCACAUGAUAAUUUUGUUGAUAUCUAUAAUGUAGUUACAAGCAAGAGAGUCGGUAUCUGCAAAGGUGCCUCCAGCUACAUCACGCACAUCGACUGGGACUCUAGAGGUAAACUGCUGCAAGUUAAUACUGGUGCCAAAGAACAGUUAUUUUUUGAAGCUCCAAGAGGAAAACGAUACGUCAUUAAAUCUGCAGAGAUGGAACGGAUAGAGUGGCACUCGUGGACCUGCGUGCUGGGCCCUACGUGUGAAGGUAUCUGGCCUGCCCACAGCGAUGUCACUGACGUGAAUGCCGCCUCUCUCACCAAAGACAAAAAAUCUUUAGCUACGGGGGAUGAUUUCGGAUUUGUGAAACUCUUUUCCUAUCCAGUAAAGGGUCGUGAUGCAAGAUUCAAAAAGUAUGUUGGGCACAGCGCUCAUGUGACCAAUGUGAGGUGGUUGUACGAUGACUCCACACUGCUGACUGUAGGUGGCGCAGACACUGCACUCAUGAUCUGGACGCGAGAAGCUUUUGGCAAUCUAGAGAGCAAACUUGUGGACAGUGAAGAAUCAGACACUGAUGCAGAAGAGGAUGGAGGUUAUGACAGCGAUGUUGCGAGAGAGAAAUCUAUCGAUUACACCACUAAGAUCUAUGCCGUGAGCAUCAGAGAAAUGGAGGGAACAAAGCCCCAUCAGCAGAUCAAGGAAGCCUCCGUGGAAGAAAGGCCGUCAGUUAGCCGAGCGGCGCCUCAACCAGAGAAGCUACAGAAGAAUAACAUCAACAAGAAGAAGAAAGUGAUUGAGGAGCUCUCGUUGGAACAUGUGUUUGGCUACAGAGGAUUCGAUUGCCGUAACAACCUGCAUUACCUCAAUGAUGGUGUCGAUAUUGUUUAUCACACCGCUGCUGCUGCCAUUGUGCAGAACCUUUCUUCAGGAAGUCAGAGCUUCUAUCUGGAGCAUACGGACGAUAUACUUUGCCUGACCGCAAAUCAACAUCCAAAAUACAAGAAUGUUGCUGCAACUGGACAAAUCGGGGCUACACCUUCCAUCCAUAUCUGGGACGCCAUGAGUAAGCAGACUCUGUCCAUUCUGCGCUGCUUCCAUGCCAAGGGGGUUGGUUACAUUAAUUUUAGCGCUACGGGGAAGUUACUGGUGUCAGUCGGCGUUGAUCCAGAGCAUACGAUUACCGUGUGGCGAUGGCAGGAAGGGGCUAAAGUCGCCAGUAAAGGAGGCCACAUGGAGAGGAUCUUUGUCGCAGAGUUCCGUCCAGAUUCAGACACACAGUUUGUAUCGGUUGGAGUCAAGCACAUAAAGUUCUGGACGCUGGCCGGGAGCGCGCUACUCUACAAGAAAGGGAUUGUCGGAUCUGUAGACAACGCUAAGAUGCAAACCAUGCUUUCUAUUGCCUUUGGUGCUAACGGUCUUACUUUCACUGGUGCCAUAAAUGGAGACGUGUAUGUCUGGAAAGAUCACUUUUUAAUCCGGCUGGUGGCAAAGGCCCACACGGGCCCAGUCUUCACAAUGUACACAACUCUGCGCGAUGGACUCAUUGUCACAGGUGGAAAAGAGAGGCCGACAAAAGAAGGCGGCGCUGUUAAGUUGUGGGAUCAGGAGAUGAAACGUUGCCGGGCAUUUCAGCUUGAAACUGGCCAACUCCUGGACUGCGUCCGAUCGGUCUGCAGAGGCAAGGGCAAAGUUUUAGUGGGAACUAAAGACGGAGAAAUCAUUGAAGUGGGAGAAAAAAAUGCCGCCUCCAACAUCCUCAUUAAUGGUCACGUGGAGGGAGAGAUUUGGGGUUUGGCUACACAUCCCUCCAAAGAUAUUUUCCUCACUGCCAGCAAUGACGGAACGGCGAGGAUAUGGGACCUUGCGGAUAAUAAGCUUCUGAACAAGGUGAGCCUGGGCUACGCCGCCUGCUGCGCGGCUUACAGCCCCAACGGGGAGAUGGUCACAAUUGGGAUGAGGAAUGGAGAGUUUGUUAUCCUGCUUGUGAAUUCUCUGAAGGUGUGGGGCAAAAAGAGGGAUCGCAAGGGAGCAAUACAGGACAUCAGAAUCAGCCCCGACAACAGAUAUUUGGCGGUCGGCUCUGCAGAGAACACGGUGGACUUUUAUGACAUUACUCAAGGAACAGCGUUAAACAGGAUCGGCUACUGCAAGGACAUCCCCAGCUUCGUCAUACAGAUGGACUUCUCUGCCGACAGUAAAUAUAUUCAGGUAGCAACUGGUGCUUACAGGCGUCAGGUACACGAAGUGCCAUCUGGAAAGCAUAUUGUAGAAGGGUCAUUCAUAGAAAAGAUUACCUGGGCUACGUGGACAAGCAUCCUCGGAGAUGAAGUGAUCGGUAUCUGGCCACGUAACGCAGACAAAGCGGAUGUAAACUGUGCCUGUGUGUCCCAUGCCGGGCUCAACGUCAUUACCGGAGAUGACUUCGGCCUUGUUAAACUUUUUGACUUCCCUUGCACUGAGAAGUUUGCCAAACACAAGCGAUACUUUGGUCAUUCCGCACAUGUGACUAACGUCCGCUUCUCGCAUGAUGACAAGUAUGCCAUAAGCACUGGAGGAGACGACUGCAGUGUUUUUGUGUGGAGAUGCCUCUAAGGACACAGGAACAUUUGGCUUGAAACGCGUGGGUGGGUUCCCCAUGUCCGUGCUGCACAUAUGUCCUUGUAAAAUGCUGCAUGAAUCAAUGUGUUACAUACACUGUAAAUACAAAUGACAUAAUGUAACCCAUCCUGUAAAUUACAUAGGUAUUAGACGUUACUCAGGAGCUCUGUGUCCGCAGAAAGGCAGAAACCCAAGUGCUUUUAUACAGAGGAAUAUGGGGUGACGCCUAAUAUCCACAGUAAUUCACCGUAAGGGGCACAUUAUACUUUAUAAUACACAAGUUUCCACAAAGAAUACUCAAGUAUCAGAACUCACAGAUUAUAUAGAGACUAUUUCUGAGUUUAUACACAUAAUAGCGUCAAUUGUGUAUUAUAACGCUAUGAAGACUGUGAUAUUAUUUCAUUUAACUUAAAAUGGAAAGAAAGAUUUUUUUGUACAAUGCAGCAUUUUACUUCCAGGAAUACCGAACUCGUCCGUCCAACUUGACGUCCACCAAACAUAGUUCAUUUAGCCUUUCGUUGUAUUUAAGAUUUUAUAUUAUUGAGAAUCAAAAUGUUUACACUUUGUUAACCAUGACAUUUGAUAUGUGGAUUUAUUUUGUUGAUGGAAAUAAUAGCCGUGCUGCAUACUUAGUGAGAAUUAUUGCACAUUUUGUUACAAACAACUAAGAAUAAUCGUGCUAUUUUUGCAUUUUAUAUUUUACAUGAGCCAUGUUUGGAGCAUUUGGACUUUUGUUUUGCAUUUGUUUUUGUUUUUCUUCGGUUGUUUUUUUUUUUACUCAUGAAGUGCCUUGAACUAUUUAUUGUCAACCGGAGGCUCGUGGUGCGGAGGUGAUAUGUCCUCAAUGAUGGCAGCUUUAUACUCCUAUUUAUCAUCUAUGUGACUUAGGGGGAGACUUAUCAAACCAUCUAAGGGGGACAAUUGUAGUUGUUGCCCAUGCACUAGUGCAUGCUACAAAAUCAUAGCUAGAGGCGGAUUGGUUGGUGUGAGCCACUAGUCCUCUUUGAUAGGUCUCCCCCAAUUUACCUGUCCGUUACUGUAAAACGAAGGAAAAGCCUUCACUGUGUAAUAAUGGGUUAUGCAUUCUGUAACGGGGUCCGUUAGAGGCUGCGUCUCGUCUUUCACCAGCGCUGACGGAGAGAUUUUCACCAUCUUCUUACUUAUGGUGUCAUUGCCAAGCUCUGCUUUAACCCAUCUCUUUCUACACGAUCUUACAAAGUGCCAUGUGUAUAAGCUGCCCAGGCAGCAGUCACUCUCUAUGAUGUGGGCCGCAGAGAAAUAACCUUAUUUUACCUGUAUUGUCACCUGUUCCACAACUAACAGCCCUUAUCACCACUAACGGGACACGUAUAAUAAAUAUGACGGAGAUCUGGGAUUGGCCACAGGUUGCUGGUUUAUUUUGACUGAUCUGUUUGUGCUUGUGGAUGUAUAGAACAAAUAAAGAGCUAAUUUAAUAAACUAUAUUGAUACUUAAUUACACUCUCUGCCCAUCAAUACCUAGCAUUUACUAAUCUCUGUCAUUUCACCCCAUAAUAUAAAUUAGACCUAUUGUUUACUCCUUAAAAUUGUAUCCUUUAAUUGAAUCAAGAAAAACAAAGUUCCUCUUAGGAUUUUGUGUGUAAUAUAUAUUUUGAACCUUUUGGGUCUGUCUUAAUGGACAGCUAAACUUAACAUGCAAGUUGCCGUAAAUAAUAAUGUGACAGUCACAGUUUUGCUGGAAUGAUAUCCAGGAUCCCAUCAGAUAACUUAGAACAUUUCCCCCUGUUGGCCACAGCGGUUUAGGAGUGUGCGUAUUUUGCCGGAGUCACGUCUGUGACUACACGCUAAUACUGGUAUAAACCCUUCCUGGUGUCCAUCAGUGCGACUGAGUGUGCAAGGGCUUAAGGGCCCCAUACACUAGAACGAUUACGCCCGAUUUCAGCCCAAUUCAGGCAUUCGGUCCGAUAUGUUGGGUGAAAUUGGGCAUUUUGGAGGUGUAUCCGAUCCGACGCGCGGCCCCGUAAGCAUCAGAUCGGAUCCUCCAGAUUGAAUGUGCUGCACAUUCAAUCUUGUCCAAUCCCGCAGGCGUGGCUGGGAUCGCCCAAGAUACAUUGUAUGCAAAAGGACAGCAUACAAUGUAUCUUGGGCGAUCCUGCCCCCCGGGAGGCUGCCGGGGGUGAUCGCCUGCGACAUGUCAGAUGGACAUGUUGCAGUAGUGUAUGGGGCCCUUUAGACACUUUAGACACCCACUUUGUGCGUCCUUAGACCUAACCAUUGGAUGCAACAUGGAAACUUGCAGCAGCCCCAUGACAGGUGCAUGCAGAAUCCAUGCAUCUCAGUCGGUCACGCAACUCUGUGGGCAAGCACCACAGGACCCAUGCGCUGGGCGACUUUUCAGCUAGACACACGCGCAGUUGAAAACAUUGACAUUCGUCAUUGCGUCCAGAUCUGGGGGGUCAUUCCAAGUCGAUCGUAGCAGCACAGCUGCGAUCACUUCCCUGACAUGCGGGGGGACGCCCAGCACAGGGCUAGUCCGCCCCGCAUGUCAGUACCGCCCCCCCCCCCCCUGCCCCCACACAAAUACAAAAGCAUCGGACAGCAGUGAUGCUUUUGUAUUUGAGGAGUAACUCCCAGCCAACGCAGCUUCUGCGGCUGGCCGGGAGUUAAUUGUAGCUGCCGCUGACCGUAGCAGCUGCGUAAGACGUCACGCAGCCGCCGCGUCCCGCCCCCCCAACGGUCCGGCCACGCCUGCGUUGGCCGGGCCGCUCCCCCUCCCGCCCAGCGACCGCCUCUGUCUCAGAGGUAAUCGCUAGGCAACGAAAGCUGCGCAGUUCCGACCCGAUCUCUGCGCUGCGACAAACCGCAGUGAGCGAUCAGGUCGGAAUGACACCCCUGGCCCUCAGUGCCGAAGAGUACAAUCGCUUCUAGUACACCAAAAGACAACCGUAUAUACGCUAUUAAAUAUCUGUAGGGUUCUGUAACAAUAGCAGGACAGUUACUUACAUAAAGAACAUCAUCAACUUGCAUGUAGAUUUAUAAGUCCAUUAUUAUCCUCAAAAAACUAUUUUAGGAAAUCAACCGAUUAUUUCAAAACAAUAACGUAUGUACUAUACAAAUCUCAUACUGUAUAUACUACAGACAAGUAUACAACCGCAGUGUGGGCCGAGAUAAAACACUGCUCUCUAAUGUGCCAUUUCUAUACCCUAUACCAAGGUUGCGUUUCCGGGAAGAAGUGGGUUAGGUGACCCGGCAAUACCAAAAACCGUUAUGCUGAAAGCUCUGAUACGCUAACAGUGUAAAUGAUUAUGUCUACUUUAUAAAUGUGAUUUGUUUCUAACAAUAAUGACAUAAUAGGAAAAAUAAUAAUAAUUGUAUUUCCCUUAUAAAUGCAGAUUGUUGAUUUCCUUAAGCUUUAAAUAUUUAAUGUGUCUGUAUUUUUAUUGUGCAAUUCUUUUCUUUGGUGUGAAAUGCUAUGAUUCUGAAUCUAGAGGAUUACAGCCCGUAUAAUGUGUGCAAAUGUUGUAGGAUUGGAUAUUUAUAUUAAGUGCCCCAAAAAGCAUUAAGUAUGUACAUUAUUGAAUACAUUAUGUGUGUUAUGUCUGAUCAAUGCCUUAUGUUUGUCUAUAAAAGGAUUAACUGCCCAAAGGUCCAAAUAGGGGGGCAGAUGUAUUAAGCCUGUAGAAAGGAUAAAGAAGUGAUAAGUGGAAGUGAUAAGUCAGCUCCGGUCAUUUUUCAAUUCCGUAAUGAUUGGCUGGUGCGUUAUCACCUUGCGUUUAUUACUGGUUUAUCACUUCUUUAUCCCUUCUCCAGGUUAAUACAUCUGCCCCAGGGUUUGCUGUCAUAUUCCUUAGAGCUACAUAAGGUGGCCCCUCUCCCCAGUACUGGGUCCCUGGAAGCUGCCCCACGCAUUCCGAACUCCCCUUUACCCAUGACAGAAACUAGGUAUGGGGGUGGUGCGAGUGUAACGACCAAUCACAAGCUGCCGUUUAGAGAUUGUGACUUGUGAUUGGACCUACUGUUCAUACCCCUUCUUCUCCUCUACCAUUUAAAGAUGGUUAAAAAAAAGUUGCCGGCUAUCUAUAGGGAUGGUUUAUUACAAGGGGACUAUAGCAGCAUGCUGUGUGCUAGCAUGGAGCCAUCAGGGGGUAACCAUACAAUAGUUAUCUAGUGCACAUGUGCAAUGGACACUGAAGGUUUAUGCAUGAACCAAGGAGCUCCGCAGUGAACUCUCCUGGCAGUUAUUUACUAUGCUUCGGUUUUACAAAACCCGCUGAUGAUCAGUGACUUUGACCAAUGGAUUUCAUUGGUCAAUAGCAAUUAAUGCUAAACCAGUGCUGAUUUGGCAUUAAAGAUUGUUGACUUUUGAAAUCUAUUGGCCAAAGCCGCUAACCAUCGGCAGCUCUGAAAAACUGCGGCAUAGUAAUUCUACCCCCUGGUGUACACAGCAGGAUCCAUCGUCAAUGCAUUUCCUUUGAUUCAGGAACAGCAAUGGUUGCCCACCAUCGAUUUCUGAUAGCCACCCCUAGCCUGGUAACAAAGCAGCUUUCAGGUCUCUGGCCAGGGCGACGGGCUACUUUAGGUGGUAGUGCAGUUCUAAAGAGAACCUGUCACUUCUUGCUUAAAACCAGUUUUAAAUAGUACUUGGGGGGUGAUUCAGAGGAGGAAUGAUAGUAAAGCGCGCCCGAUGUUUUACUUCUGAGCAUGUGUCCAAGACACAUUGCACAUGCGUUCCGAUGGCCAGUGGAGGGGGGCGCUGAUCGAAUUGCAGGGAGAUCCAUGCAAUGUUGAUGGGCGGUGACUGAAGGGUGGCAAUCGGCAGUGCUGCUUUUCUGUGCCCUUAGGUGAGAGAGCCACGUAUGUAACCGGACUAUACUGAGUCUGGGGGUGCUGUCUACAACCCGCCUCCUGCCUCACAAAUGCAUGUGCGGCAGGAGAGCAGGGCCUGGGACCAGCCAGUGCAAACAGAUGUUACAUGUGACGUGACAUGUUCUAAAGUGGUCUAAACUAAUAUUCAAGGGAGACGCAGCUUUUUAUUCCACUAGUAACCAAUGACACGAUGGAGUCACAGGCUGCAGUCUGUAUUACCCCACUACAGCGUGACGGGUACACAGGUUGCAGUCUCUAUCACCCCACUACAGUGUGACGGGUACACAGGUUGCAGUCUCUAUCACCCCACUACAGUGUGACGGGUACACAGGGCUGCAGUCUCUAUCACCCCACUACAGUGUGACAGGUACACAGGUUGCAGUCUCUAUCACCCCACUACAGUGUGACGGGUACACAGGGCUGCAGUCUCUAUCACCCCACUACAGUGUGACGGGUACACAGGCUGCAGUCUCUAUCACCCCACUACAGUUGGCUGGUACACAGGCUGCAGUCUCUGUCACCUCACUACAGUGUGACGGUACACAGGUUGCAGUCUCUAUCAUCCCACUACAGUGUGGCCGGUACACAGGCUGCAGUCUCUAUCACCCCACUACAGUGUGGCUGGUACACAGGCUGCAGUAUCUAUCACCCCACUACAGUGUGGCUGGUACACAGGCUGCAGUCUCUGUCACCUCGCUACAGUCUUUAUCACCCCACUACAGUAUGGAUGGUACACAGGCUGCAGUCUCUAUCACCCCGCUACAGUGUGACGGGUACACAGGCUGCAGUCUCUAUCACCCCGCUAUAGUGUGACGGUACACAGGCUGCAGUCUCUAUCACCCCGCUACAGUGUGACGGGUACACAGGCUGCAGUCUCUAUCACCCUACUACAGCAUGGCCGGUACACAGGCUGCAGUCUCUAUCACCCCACUAUAGUGUGAUGGUACACAGGCUGCAGUCUCUAUCACCCCGCUACAGUGUGACGGGUACACAGGCUGCAGUCUCUAUCACCCCACUAUAGUGUGACGGGUACACAGGCUGCAGUCUCUAUCACCCCACUAUAGUGUGACGGGUACACAGGCUGCAGUCUCUAUCACCCCACUAUAGUGUGACGGGUACACAGGCUUCAGUCUCUAUCACCUUACUACAGCGUGGCCGGUACACAGGCUGCAGUCUCUAUCACCCCACUAUAGUGUGAUGGUACACAGGCUGCAGUCUCUAUCACCCCGCUACAGUGUGACGGGUACACAGGCUGCAGUCUCUAUCACCCCACUAUAGUGUGACCGGUACACACGCUGCAGUUUCCAUAACCCUACUACAGCGUGGCCGGUACACAGGCUGCAGUCUCUAUCACCCCACUAUAGUGUGACGGUACACAGGCUGCAGUCUCUAUAACCCCGCAACAGUGUGACGGGUACACAGGCUGCAGUCUCUAUCACCCCACUACAGUGUGGCCGGUACACAGGCUGCAGUCUCUAUCACCCCACUACAGUGUGUCUGGUACACAGGCUGCAGUCUCUAUCACCCCACUACAGUGUGGCCGGUACACAGGCUGCAGUCUCUAUCACCCCACUACAGUGUGUCUGGUACACAGGCUGCAGUCUCUAUCACCCCACUACAGUGUGGCCGGUACACAGGCUGCAGUCUCUAUCACCCCACUACAGUGUGUCCGGUACACAGGCUGCAGCCUCUAUCACCCCACUAAAGUGUGACGGGUACACAGGCUGCAGUCUCUAUCACCCCGCUACAGUGUGACGGGUACACAGGCUGCAGUCUCUAUCACCCCACUACAGUGUGUCCGGUACACAGGCUGGUUGUAUUGUACUGAAAGGCUGGUAACUGUGAUGACCACUGUCUUUGCCUAUGUCUUAAUGUACACCAUACUGAUUGUACCUAGAACCGCAUACAGUACAAGGAUGAGAGGACAGUAAGGUGAUAUACUUGGGUGGCAGUGAUCAGGAUUAUAGCAUUAGUAGCCAUAGCAGGUAUUUGAUAAUGGAAUAAAGUUCUCUAGAUCGCACCGAGAAUUCCCUACAAUGAAAAGACUUUAUUCCCUGAACCUGUACCAUACUGUAAAUUGAUAAAUCAAUGUAUAGACUUAUUUUUUAAAUCAUUCUUUGUGCAGAAUUGAAAAAAUGAUUUGUUUUAUUUUCCCCGUGGUUAAUAAAUCUGGUGUUGCAUUUUU